Messenger RNA from Aspergillus fijiensis CBS 313.89, 1044 nucleotides. Its product is annotated as tRNA wybutosine-synthesizing 3 family protein. The record is from RefSeq and is a predicted model, not a curated record. NCBI's taxonomy places the organism in Eukaryota, Fungi, Ascomycota, Eurotiomycetes, Eurotiales, Aspergillaceae. The transcript has 2 exons. Gene Ontology annotation, biological process: tRNA methylation. The coding region runs from base 1 to 1044 and encodes 347 amino acids. Gene Ontology annotation, molecular function: tRNA methyltransferase activity. Gene Ontology annotation, cellular component: cytoplasm.
AUGACUGGUCCCGAAUCCCGCCCAAUCCCCGAGGCUUUUGAGCGUCGAAAGCGCAAAAUCCUUGCCGAAUUAUCCAUUCCUGACGCAGAGUAUACUGAUCUCUCACCCAAGGGGUCGGUGGAUGAAGGCAUCCGUGAGCUGAUCGAUGAUAUCAAUACCUUGCCCGGACUAGUAACCACUAGCAGCUGUGCAGGGCGGUUCAGUGUUUUCCUAGAGGGGAGAAAGAAACAGCAUCAGCAACAGUCGUCAGAAGUGCAGCAGAGACAAUUCGUACCUUCAGGGGGCAAAGGAGCCGGGAAAUGGCUGUAUGUCUCCCAUGACGCGUUGAAGGAGUAUGGAGAAAAGCAAGGUGAAGAAGAAGAUGAGGAAGAGGAGAACAACAAGAGACCGCUGCACCGCUUAUUCGGGAUGAUUCCUGGAGAUGGAAAACCGCCCAAGCUGGACGGAUCCGGUCAGGCCCCGCGUCUCGUGCGCUUCUCCUAUGAGCCGAUGAUUCUCCAUAUAAUGGCAGCGACCCUCCACCACGCCAACCCCGUCCUCUCCGCCGCCUCCAGCUCCGGGUUCCGCGAAAGCGGACUCCAGAGUCUUCGCUGUCUAGAUGCGGACGACGCGGACGGCCCCAGUCCCAUCAUUGCUGUCCGCUCCGCCGGCAUGGCUCUGGAGUCAGUCAUCGGGUACUGCGAAGAGAAGCAGGACGACGACGACGACGAGGAGUCCGAGCCCGUCAUUCGCAGUUUGGUCACGGAGGAGUACCUGGAAAUGUUGAUCGCCAUCUCGAACGAACGGUUCGUCGUCAAUUCGGAACGCAAGGAACGCUUCCGGUUAAGUCUGGUGGAGAUGUGUUCCGCGGAUCAUGCUCCAGGCGCGAAGGCGAAGGGGAAAGCGAGACCCGUGGGCUGGGAGGAUCCUGCUGCACGCAGGGAGAGGAUGAGGGCGGAAGGACUACGAAAGAAGCAGCAACAGCAGCAACUCGAACAGACGAGCCGAACAGAGGAAGGAGAUGGUGGUGCGAUUGGCAAUGUCGAUUUAUUCAUUGGAGACUAA